This is a messenger RNA of Chrysemys picta bellii (western painted turtle), 2107 nucleotides long. The record is from RefSeq and is a predicted model, not a curated record. Lineage: Eukaryota; Metazoa; Chordata; Testudines; Emydidae.
AUGUUGUUUUUGUUGGUUCGUUUCUCUUAGAACAUGGACGCUGUGUGGCACACCAGAAUACCUUGCGCCAGAAGUGAUACAGAGUAAAGGUCAUGGAAGAGCCGUGGACUGGUGGGCUCUAGGAAUUUUGAUAUUUGAGAUGCUGUCGGGGUUUCCUCCAUUUUUUGAUGACAACCCAUUUGGUAUAUAUCAGAAGAUUCUUGCUGGCAAAAUAGAUUUCCCCAGACAUUUGGAUUUGUAUGUGAAGGACCUUAUUAAGAAGCUUCUAGUGGUUGACAGGACAAGGCGAUUGGGAAAUAUGAAGAAUGGAGCAGAUGAUGUGAAAAGGCAUCGGUGGUUCAGGUCUAUAGACUGGGAUGCUGUACCUCAAAGAAAACUAAAGCCUCCAAUAGUGCCGAAGGUAUCCAAUGAUGGAGAUACAUCUAAUUUUGAAGCUUAUCCUGAAGAUGACUGGAACAAAACCCCUCCUGUAGCCCCUAAAGAUCUAGAAAUUUUCCAGAACUUCUGAGGGCGGACAACCAAAUUCGGCAAGUUUUAUGUUGGAAACUGGAAGAAGUUUGAAGUGGUAUUCGCAAGUUUGCAAAGAAGAACUGAGUACAUACAUGAAGACAUUCUUUGACAUGUAGGAGAGUGUUAUCAGAUUCAUAUGUGCACAUUAGUAGAUAAAUAUUUAAACAAUUGGCAGGCAAGUGACACUCAUUUUAACUGUAUAGAAUUGGCAUUAGUUUAGCAAAUUGUGAUACUGAAAGUCUACUCUGUAGUAGACUCAUGGAAAAUUCUGUCUUGUAGUUUUUUAACUUGUUUUAGUGUUAGUUUCCUGCUAUGCCCAGAUCCUUUUUGCAUAGUUAACGCAUAGACUUAAUUUUAUAAGUUUAUACUAAACUUGUGUAAUUAAAAGCACAAAUUAGUAUAUAUGUAUAUAAUGAUUACAUACAACUAAAGCACAGGAACUGUGCAAAGAUGUAAAUUUUUGUACUUUGCAGAGUCUAUGAUUUUUAUUUUUCAAAUAAUGUUUUUCAAGAAGUUCUCUGGGGGAAAAUCGUAAAAGGAUAAAUGAGUUUUUCAUCAUCUUAUAUGCAUUUUAUAAUUCUUUGUAAAAAAUAAAAAUAAUUAAGUUUAAAAAGAUUUGUACCUAAAACUUCCAGUGCUUCACAUUUGCAACCGUAAUACUUGAAAGCAGAAAGAAAAAGGACAUGUUUUGUUGCUCAUUUAAAAAACAUCAUCUUAACGCCUUCAUAAGUAACUUUGGCUAAAACAAUGCAUUGUGUUUUUCCAUAUAUAUGAUAUGAUAUUUGGUGACUACACACUGUGUAUAGUGGGUUUCCCUUGUAUGUGAAAUCACUGUAAGGCAUAUAAAGCAGUGCAUACUGCUAAAUGGGGUGGAGGGUAGAUCUGUUGUUGCUCUCACUGUUGUUCUACUUUAUCCAAUUUCUGAUAUUUAAGUAGGAGAAAUGAGUUACUCAAAGAAAAUAUGAAAAAUAUGUAAUCUAAAAGAUGUGAACAGUAGUAUAAACAGUGGAAUGUGUUAGUGAAGACUACCCGAUCCUCCCUAACAACAAAUCUGGAUUUUAAAAAACCAACCAAAAGCCAUUAAACAUGGUUCUUGUUCAGUUAUGCUGCAAAAUAUGGAAUUAUCUUUGAAUAUUUUCCCUAAAAAUAAUGGAAUUAAUGAUCUGUACAAUAGCUCCAUUUUUUUAAAACUUCCUGGCUCUCCCUAGCAGCUCUUUUCCCCCCAAGUUGAGAACUAGCAGUGUCAGGCAUACUUUGAUUAUAGUUGAAAUUCUUUUUGUUAUUGACCUAAGUAGGAGCUGUUGGAUGCUCAGUACUUUUGAAAAUCAAACAGGUGCCUAAAUAUGGGUUUAGAUGCCUAACAUUGUGCUCCUAUGUUUGAAAAUCCAGGGCUAAACUUAUUAGGGUCUUGUCCUAUAGGUCCUCACCAUUAGGAGUUUAACACAUGCAGGAUUGGACUUCAGGUUUAAACCUAAUCUGUUUAUCUACUCUGAUCAGUUUUCUAGGUGGACCACAUCAGUUUAUAAGUGGAGUGCACUGUAUUUAAGGAAUAUUUGCAAUAAUGCUUCAUUUUAAGUAACACCAAAUUCUAGCGGGU